AUGAAAAUCGAUUUAAGACCUACAAAUGUUAUUGUAGAUGCGCCAAAUAAUUUAGAUUUAGAAGCUUAUAUUGCAAACUAUACAGGACACACAAAAGUUGAUCGAUUACUUUUUAUUGCAUCAAGAUGUCUAGCACUACAGAUUGACGCAUAUAAGCUUGCAAUACAAGAACUUAGAAACUCUUUGGAUACAAAUCAAUAUCUUUAUGCAGCCUCGAAAUUUAAUGAAGUUUUAGCAUCGAGAGGACUUCUUUUGUAUCAGGUUGAUAGUUCAUGGGUUGAUUCAACACAAAAACUUGCAAAACAACGAUUGGAAAAAAUGGAAUUGGAAUUGAAAAAUUAUAAGAAUAACUUGAUUAAAGAGAGUAUAAGAAUGGGACAUAAUGAUCUUGGAGACCAUCAUUAUAGAUGUGGAAAUUUGAAAAAUGCAUUAAAAAGUUAUUCUAGGACUAGGGAUUAUUGUACAACAGCUAAGCAUGUUAUAGACAUGUGUUUAAAUGUCAUCAAGGUUUCUAUUGAACUUGAUAAUUUUUCACAUGUCCAUAGUUAUGUUAUUAAAGCAGAGUCAACGCCUGACAUUCAACCGGCAGUACAAGCAAAACUUAAAGUAGCGGCAGCAUUGGCUAAUCUUGAUAAUUGCAAAUACAAACAUGCAGCAAGAUCAUUUUUAGAAACAAGUUUUGAAAUAGCCAGCGGACCAAAUAAUUAUUCGGAGGUAAUUUCACCAAAUGAUAUUGCAGUGUAUGGUGGGUUAUGUGCUCUUGCAUCAUUUGAGCGAGCCGAAUUAAAAAGCAAAGUGAUUGAUAACACCGAGUUUAAACAAUUCUUGGAGCUUGAACCACAUAUUCGAGAACUUAUUAAUAGUUUUUAUAAUUCUAAAUAUGCUGUCGUAUUGGAUAUUUUAGAAAGAUGGAAGAAUGAUUAUUUGCUUGAUAUUCAUUUGCAUUGUCAUGUUGAGACACUUUAUGACGAGAUUAGGAAGAAGGCGUUAGUACAAUAUUUCAGUCCAUUUCUUACUAUUGAUAUGAACAAAAUGGCCAAAUCUUUUGUGACUAAUGUUACAAGGUUAGAAAAAGAACUUGCCAAAUUAAUUACCGAGAACAAGAUUCAAGCAAGAAUAGAUAGUCAUAAAAAGAUUUUGUGUGCUAAACAACAAGAUCAACGAAGUGGAAUAUUUUAUAAAUCUUUGAAAAUGGGUAAAGAAUUUGAAGAAAGCACCAAUGCAAUGUUACUUCGUAUGAAUUUAUUGAAAGCAAAUCUUGUCAUACAAACUAAUCACCACCAUCACAAGUAA
Entrophospora candida is the source of this 1293-nucleotide messenger RNA. The record is from the annotation of a GenBank genome assembly. NCBI's taxonomy places the organism in Eukaryota, Fungi, Glomeromycota, Glomeromycetes, Entrophosporales, Entrophosporaceae.